AUGUCUUUCUCAACCCUCACCCGCUCCCGGAGAGUGCAACAACCGAACACGAAGCGCCACUUCUUAUCAGAUUGGGAUGCCGCCGAAUUCGAAGAGCUCAAAUACUCAUAUGGCCUCGAGGGCGUCGACCAACGGGGGAACUACAUGUGGGUCGACAUGUUCCUGUACAUGCUCGUGGCCAUGUGCGGCCUCCUCCUAAUUCUGCGCAUAUCAAACAUGUGGUGGAAACACAGCCGGCAUCUCAGCGCAAUGGGAAACCCGAAACAAAAGUACUGGGAAACAAAUCGAACCACCUGGUGGCCGUGGUUGAACAGACAUGUUUUGGUCGCCCCUUUCUGGAAAAAGAAGCACAACGCCCAGUUUCAAAUAAGCAGCGCAAUCGACAACGGAACACUGCCAGGAAGAUGGCACACCAUCCUUUUGGUCGUCUACGUCGGCCUCAACGUUGCUUGGUGCGCCGCGCUACCCUACGAUGUCCUUGACCACAAGGAAACGCUCGCUGCCCUUCGUGGACGCUCUGGAACACUCGCCGCCCUAAACCUCAUCCCGACCAUUCUCUUCGCCCUCCGCAACAACCCUUUCAUCACUCUUCUCCAGGUCUCGUACGAUGACUUCAACCUGUUCCAUCGCUGGGCUGCGCGCAUUACCAUCGUCGAGGCCAUUGUUCACACUGCCGCCUGGUUGUACAACACCGCCCACGCAGCCGGCUGGGACGCUGUCAUUGAUGGCCUGCACCACGAAGGCUCCUACGGGUGGGGUAUGGUGGGAACUGCGGCUUUCGCCUUUAUUGGCAUCCAGGCCUGGUCACCCUUCCGCCAUGCUUUCUACGAGACUUUCCUCAACAUCCACCGCGUUUGCGUCAUAGUAGGUCUCGUCGGCCUGUACAAGCACUUGGCCCUGCACAACCUUCCCCAAGUCCCAUGGCUCCACUUGGUCAUCUUUUUCUGGGGUGCAGAGUGGGUCUGCCGAUGGAUCUCCAUUCUCUACUACGGAUUCAGCCUCAAGCAGCGAUCAUCCAUCACCGUUGAAGCCAUGCCUGGAGAGGCUGUCCGUCUCACCGUCAACAUGGUCCGCGAAUGGACUCCUCGCCCAGGUUGCCACGUACACAUGUGGAUGCCGGCCUUGUCUCUCUGGUCUUCGCAUCCUUUCUCCAUCGCCUGGGCUGCCACCCUAACAGCAGAUUCCAAGGAAAUGACGCUUCCCACGCUCGAAGGUGACGUCCUCGCGCUGCACGGCCUACCCCAGAAGUCCAAGCAAAUCAGCUUCGUGUGCCGUGCCCGUACAGGUCUUACCCGGCACAUGUACGAGAAGGCAUGCAAGAGCCCUAAUGAGCAAUUCACCACCUGGGGUUUCAUCGAGGGACCAUACGGUGGCCACCACAGCCUUGACUCUUACGGUACCACUGUGCUCUUCGCGGGUGGUGUAGGCAUCACACAUCAAGUCAUGUACCUCAAGCACCUCGUCAAUGGCUACAACAACGGUACCACUGCCACACAGAGAGUAGUCCUAAUCUGGACUGUUCCUACCUCAGAUUGCCUUGAAUGGGUACGACCUUGGAUGGACGAAGUCCUCCGCAUGAAGGGCCGCAAGCAAUGUCUCCGCAUCAAGCUCUUCAUCUCAAGACCCAAGGGUCGCGUCGAGAGCAGUAGCGAGACAGUCAAGAUGUACAGCGGUAGGCCAAACAUGGCAGCCCUGAUCGAAGAGGAGGUUCAGCACCGGGUCGGCGCCAUGGCAGUCACUGUGUGCGCAUCAGGUGGCAUGGCCGAUGGGGUCCGGCACGCCGUCAGGCCUUUCCUGACCGAGGGUGCAGUGGACUUUAUUGAAGAGGCCUUCACGUAUUGAUUGUUCUUCCUCGUUACGAUACUGUUGCACCUACCCAUUGGCGGGUCAUCACCGAUCUCCACCACGCCGGGCAAGCCACGGCACCCGACGCAGCAAUGCCACAAAGUCUCGACACACAUUCGAGCAUCAUGUCUAUAUUAAACAUACAUAACUUUCUUACCAAUAUCUCUGGUUCAAUUCCUGUACAUACAGCCUUCGUAAUCAUUCAUCGUUAUCCGCACCCUCAUGUCUCUCUUUUUCGUCAUGAAGCAUCUUGUUUAGCGCUUUCAGUUUGUGUAUACAAUCAGCAUAGUGUGUCAUCUGUAACAUUAGAGUAUUCAACAAAAGUUCAUCCUCCUUCAC
Molecule: messenger RNA, 2184 nt
Organism: Pyrenophora tritici-repentis Pt-1C-BFP
Lineage: Eukaryota; Fungi; Ascomycota; Dothideomycetes; Pleosporales; Pleosporaceae
Product: ferric reductase
Biological process (GO): intracellular iron ion homeostasis; copper ion import; iron ion transport
Cellular component (GO): plasma membrane
Molecular function (GO): ferric-chelate reductase activity
Source: RefSeq, a predicted model, not a curated record